Poeciliopsis prolifica (blackstripe livebearer) is the source of this 5871-nucleotide messenger RNA. It is a transcript of the gene veph1, whose product is annotated as ventricular zone expressed PH domain-containing 1. Gene Ontology annotation, molecular function: phosphatidylinositol-5-phosphate binding. The record is from RefSeq and is a predicted model, not a curated record. The transcript is spliced from 15 exons. Bases 419 to 2899 code for a protein of 826 amino acids. Gene Ontology annotation, cellular component: plasma membrane. NCBI's taxonomy places the organism in Eukaryota, Metazoa, Chordata, Actinopteri, Cyprinodontiformes, Poeciliidae. Gene Ontology annotation, biological process: regulation of signal transduction.
CGCGUUCAGCCGCCGUGGAUCAACCCGCUUGAAGGACCGAAGCAGCACACUCGCCGUCAGAGCGCUCCCGACGUCCCGGAUGGAGACGGACUUUGCUUUUUCAGGACUCCUUUCUCCAGAAUAUGGCUGUCAUCGACACUAACAGACCUCACACUGAGCCAGAAAAGCUUGGCCCAAACUGGUCCAGUCACAUCCAUCCUACCUGAUCCUGGACUCUCAGAUGUGGAUUUAGGUGCUACUGUUAAAAUGCAAAUAACUCUGGUUGACAUUUCAUAUCUUUCUUCAAAAAGUGAAACAGAAAAGGUAUUUCUUUAGUUAAGGAUUUUCCCCACACUGUUAUGUUUUAUUCAUUCUCCAAAACUUGAUUGUAAAGUCCUGAGUAUAGCUGGUCUCAGUGGACCGCUCCUUCAGGGUCAGAAUGCACCAGCUGUUUAGUCGGGUCCUCGGCCAGAGAGACCUGUCCAGAGCAGGAGACCUGUUCUCUCUAGAGGACACGGAGAUUGAAGACGGCCUGUCUGAAGCUCUGGAUCAGAUCAAGGACAUCUCCUGUUCACCAGACUAUUUGACCAACGACAAUGAUCAGGCCGUGGUGGAGAUUUGCAUCACACGCAUCACCACGGCCAUCCGAGAGACCAGCUCCAUCGAGCGACACAGCAUGGCCCUGGUGGGCCUGUGGGAGUCUUGUCUUGAACAUAACCUGACUCCUCAAGGGGAAAGCACAGAAGACACGCCGCACGCAAAGAUAGCCUCUGACAUCACCAGCUGCAUCCUGCAGAACUACAGCUGCCCCUCAGUCAUGGCGCUGGCUGUUCCAGUGGCGGUGCGAUUCCUGCAGAGAGGGAACCGAGAACUGAGCAGGAACAUGUCCAGCUAUCUCUCACUGGCUGCUAUAGCAAAAGCUGACUUGCUGGCAGAACAUACAGAGGCCAUAACCGUCAGUGUGCUGGGAGGUAACCACAUGAUGCUACGUGUGCUGCCAUCAGUUUACCCCAAACAGCCACACACUAUCCACCGUCACCUGGGCAGCCUUACAGCAAUGAUGCUCCAGCUGGAGACACCUGAGCAACAACACCUGAUCAGGCUUAUUCAGAUGGUUGCAGAGCAGCAUCCACUGAUGCUGAGCACACAUGUGCCCACACUGGUCAAUUACCUGAGUGAGCCCACUCUGACUGAGGCUUUGUUGGGAGCUCUUGUGGAUGUUUCCAAGGCCAGCCCUUCGUCACUGGUCAGCUUUUUACCAGCACUAAGGAUGGUGGGACAGCAGUCUGCUGCUUUUCUCAGUCAUGUAGCCAAAAUCCAUGGUGCCGUUGGCAUCCUGAGUGAGACCCACGCCCACAGCUCAUUGGUCUACCUGGUGUCCCUCCUGGGCAGUAUGGAGCACAGCUUUCACCACACCUUGCUGCAGGAGAUCAGAGCUCUGACUGACAGAUACCCAUCGUUACUGGGAGGCUGUGGGAAAGACAUCUACAGAAUGAGCAACUCAUUCACUGCCAUAGCCAGAGUGUUGGAAAGACGACUGGAGGAUAAAACCUCCCUUCACUGCAGGGUGGAAGAGGCAUGUGCAUCUUCAGGUGGAAGUCUUCCUGCUGGUCGAGGAGGAGGGACAUCAUCUGAGCAGCGACUGCAGGUAAAAGUCCAGAAUGUUGACGAGAAAACGCAAAAUGUGGGAACGACAGAGGAGGAAGGGGAGGAGUCUCCUUCGCAGCAGAGACGCCACAGCCUGAGCCAAGGCGUCAGGGAGGAGAAACGGGAGAUGAGAUUCAACAGAUCAAAGAGCCUGGCUCUUCAUAUUGUGCGUUCACGGUCCAUCAGCUCAGAUACAGGAGAGGACAGCGAAGCUGUAGAGCCGACCACAGAGAGCUGCGCUUCCGAUGCUCAGUCCAAUCGGCCCUCAGACAGCCGCGAAGUCUCACCGGCAGAAAAGACGCUGACAAGUGACAACUCCCUGUCUGUCACGGUGGAAAAAAAGGAGGUGGAAAAAGCUGAGAUUAAAGAUGUGGACGGAGAGGGAGCAGAACUGGAGCAAACUGACAGACUCUUCAUCCAUUUAAGAGACAAUAUGGAGACGAUCAGGGAGUUCUGCAAAGACAUGGUGAAGCGGAUCCCGGUCCCAGAGCAGUGUGUGAUUGAAGAUUCAAAUCGAGUCUGCGUAGCCAAGCUCUCGUUUUCCUGUCCCCUGAAGGGCUACUACUGCCUGUACGCCAAAUCCAGUUUCCUCCUGACCAGCCAACAGCCUCACCUUUGGAUUCACAUCAUGCUGUUGCAUCUGCAGAGUAAGUCAAGUGCCACUCUGAGCAGCAGAGACAAAAGUGUCGAAAGAUUAGCUUCUCUUUGGGAGAAGACGCAGCUGAAAGGAUCACACAGCUUUUCCAUGGCCAUGACACAACAAUCCACCCCACAAAGAAAGGACCUGGACAACCUUCACAUCCAGCUGGAGGAGGUGCGCUUCUUUGACCUGUUUGGGUUCAGCGAAGAGGAGGGGGGCUGGCUUUGCUUCAUGUGCAACAACCCUGAGAAGGCCACAGUCGUGAACCAGGAAGGACAACCUCUGAUCGAAGGGAAGCUGAAGGAGAAACAGGUCCGCUGGAAGUUUAUCAAGCGCUGGAAGACCCGCUAUUACACCUUGGCAGGGAACCAGCUCCUCUUCCGCCGGGGCAAAUCUAAAGAUGAGCUGGAUGACAUCCCCAUAGAGCUGAGCAAAGUGCAGAGUGUCAAGGUGGUAGCUAAAAAGCGGCGGGAUCGGGGUCUGCCGAGGGCCUUCGAGAUCUUCACAGACAAGAAGACGUACGUGCUGAAAGCUGAGGAUGAGAAACACGCCGAGGAGUGGCUGCAGUGCAUCAACGUGGCCGUGGCUCAAGCCAGAGAGAGGGAGAACAGAGAGGCGACCACCUACCUGUGAGAACAGAUCCAACACAGACGCCGACUUUGAUGCCAAUCAUUAGUAUUCAUUUCAGUUGGAGCACGUUCUUCUUCCUUUUUUUGUGUGUGUGUGGUUUAUGCAUAACCAAAUGGACAGAGAGGAAAUAGAAACAUUCACUGAUAACUUGAGGAAGUGAAGAGCCAAGCUGGUUGGUGUGGAGUGGAUCACCUAACCCACGUUUCUGUCCCUCCUUGGGCCUGCAGUGCCAGCUUUGAUAUGUAAACUCAGAGCAGGAAGGCUAUUCUCUGCAGAUAUUAUCAAAUUAUUUUCAACAAAGCCGAGUUAUCUGUUCCACAUGUGGACAUCAAUCCUGCUGAUGAUGGAGUAUUGACUUAACCCAGAUUUGUUAUGCAGUAUUUUUAGUAUAUAACGUAAGAAACCAGCAAAAACAGACAGUAUGUAUUGCUAACUUGAAGUAUUGAUCAGCUGUACCUACUGUUACCUGUGUUACAGAGUCAUCAGUGGACCAUGCGCAAAAUACAAAAUCUUUCAGUAUCUAUAAAUGACCCAGAUAAAACAACAUAGAAAUCCUCAUUUUUGCUGUAUUUUACUGUGAGAUAAAUAGUGGGUACUAUGUAAAAAUGAUUCCUUUGAAGCUGAUUUAGAUUUUAUUAUUUUAUACAUCUUUUUAUGUCGACACAUCAAACUUACAAAGUACAACGACAAAUCACAAAAUCGGUGGAGUCAGCUAAAGACUUAAGCUAACUUUUGUUUUACCUUUGAUAUGCAUUCCUUUUUCCAACGUGUCAAAGUAUUUUGUGACCGAUAUUUUUAUUAACCUUUGCGUGCCUAAAUAGCAUAAAUAAUUCUGUAUCCCAUAUUUUCAUUUUCAUUUUAUCUCCUACCUUUUUUCCGUUGAAGAGUUCUUGAAGUAUUGUUUCUCAUAAGAGAAGUGGCUGGAAAUACAAAUGGUCCAAGUUUCUCCUUUUUACAAUCUUGUGUUGUUCUACUAGUUUUUUUUUUUUUUUUAUCUUUCCGUCGGAGAAAUGUUCUAUUGAAAUUUACUUCAUAUUUUACAAAGAACUCAUUUAGCUCAUAGGUUGCUCCACUGUAAAAUCCAGAGAAAAAAAACAUUAAGAAAACAAUGAAGUUUCAUUUCAUGUCUGCUUUGAUAACUGGGAUUUUGAAGAUUUUUUUUUUAAUAUGCUCAAAGUCUAUAAGACACCAAUAGACAUUAUCUCAUAAAUUCUUCUCUUACUUUGAUUUGAUCGGAAUUCAUAAAAUAAAGAAUUAAUCUUUUGAAAAUGAGUUAUAACUAUUGUUCACCUUUAAUUACAGUUACAGAUACACUAUGGAGGGUAGACUGGGGCAAAAUAAGUAAGGGUGGGAUUUGAAACGAGGGGCACAAAUUGGCAAAGGAGUGAACCGGCCCAGAUCCAUCUAAAACCAAAUCAACAGCACCAAAACCAAAUGUCUAACAAAAUGUAUCACCCUUUAAUCUGUUUGUUGGCUUUCAGUUGAAAAGCCAGCAAACAAUGAAAUGAACAUUGAAAUGAACAUUUCAUUUUCAUUUGAAAUGUUCAUUUUCUUGUUGGGUGAUUUAACUACUAGACCCAGAACUUCCAGCUUUUCCCAGUUUUCCUUCUGACUUCUCCCAUUUGCCUUUUUUUGUCUUUGCUGUGAGGUUCGAAGCACUCCCCUAAUUUGCAUCUCGUCUCACUGUAGCAGAGUGCUUAAUAGUAUCUUGAUUAGCCAUUGAUUGUGAAAGAGAGGGGUCACAUUGCAGAAAAACACACUAAAACCACUGAAGAGACAGUAUUUUUCAGACUAUCAGCCACUACUUUUUUUCCCAUGUGUCUUAAUAUAGUCCGGUGCAGCUGUACGUUUCCAGUUUUUUUAUUUUUCCAAAACAUUUGUAGGUGCGGCUUACAGUGAGGGUGCGCUCCAGAGUGGACCUCAAAAAAUGUAGAGUCGUUGCAAAGUCCACUAUGUGAUAUAACUGCAUUAAAGUUUAGCAGGAUUUUGAAUUCGUUCCUUUUUUUCCACUUUAGACAAGUGAAAAAAUGUCUUCCAGAAGCGUCAUUUCAUGAGUUAACUCCGACACAGAACAAGAGACACUUCAUAGUGGAUGGGAGUUUGUAGCAUGUCUAGACUUUUAUUAGUUAAAAGCCCCAAAAGAAACCAGUGAACAAACAUCACCGCAACAGCAGCAUAACUGAGUUGUGCUUGUUUUGAUUGUGCAUCUGUGCAGGAAAACCUUAAAACCUAAAAUAUUAUUUUGAGCAGAGGAAUUAAGUCUUUUUUUUUCUUGUGCUAAAGAUGGCUAAAACAGACAUUACUGUAGCUGAUCCUAAAUCAGCUACAGUUUAAACGCCCAUUCACACUAGUGAGUGGGAAAACAACGCUACCAAAUCACCUUUCUUUAAAUGUAACGACUACAGUAUUCCCAGUUCAGGUAUGCAGGACUGUCAGGUUUUGACAUAUUUUUGAUGUGUCAACAUUCUGUCUUGAAAAUGCAAAAUGUGAAUCAAAAUGUUAAAAAGGUCAAAAGGUCAUGUCAGUGUAAUAUUGAUAUGCUUGAGAUUGCUGUCCAGGUAAAAUCUUAACAGCCUGUUCCACGUGUAGUUAAUUCUCAUGCUGGAGAAUAUUAUGACGCUGCUUUCCAUGGUAUAAAGCUCAAUGAGAAAACUGCUGUAGUUUAAACAAACACUGUGAAGAUGAUUCAUGCAGGUUAUCUGAAUGUUUCAAAUCAUUUCCUUCAAUCUUGAGAAAUAUGAAUCAUAUAUAUAUUUUUUUUCUUCCUUUUUGAUGUUUGAUUAAAUUUGAUUUUGAUGAACGGUCAGUAUUUAUUGUGUGUUUUUAAGGCCUCAAACAACAAAUGACAGAUGAAAUGUUGUCUCCUCCUCUGUCUUAUUGUUCUUUUCCUGGUUUUAUAACUAUUAAAUUCAAAUGAAUGCAAACAAAUGAAUGCUGUGCUGUAUUGACAAUAAAACAGUAUUGUUUUUUUGGAA